AUGGGGCGGAACGCAAAGCUGCACAAACGCAUCAAAAAGAAGACAACUACAUCAUCUACGUCACACCCUUCAUCCAGAUCUCUCAGCGCUGCUAAUACACCGAAUGCACCUGUAGUAUCAUCGCACGUACAAGCCGCAAACAGACGCGCAGAUCUCAAGUCAAAGUCAAAGUCAAAGUCAAAACCGUCAUCAAGCAAGGUCACGGGAGAACGUGUUCUCGGAGGUGCGGACUAUGUGACAUUACUUAUGGGCGGACGCAAGAAAGCUGCAGAGGAAGCUUUAAAGUUACCAAAAGACUGA
Messenger RNA from Suillus plorans, 300 nucleotides. RefSeq lists its product as uncharacterized. The record is from RefSeq and is a predicted model, not a curated record. The coding region runs from base 1 to 300 and encodes 99 amino acids. Lineage: Eukaryota; Fungi; Basidiomycota; Agaricomycetes; Boletales; Suillaceae. The transcript is spliced from 2 exons.